AAGAGACGACUUGCUUGACGUCGUCGCUCAGUGCAGUGCACUCGAGUCCGGAAAAUAAAGAGCGUCGCGACGCCGCCGAGUUGAAACGUGACGAAUGAUCCAGACAUUACGCAUUGCACCACAGGAAAUGACCAGUGUCUAACUAAACCAACAACAUGAUCGACGAUACAACAUGUCGUUUCCUCUUCGUUCUGGCCAUCUUUGCCUUAAUCCCUCAAAGCAUUUUGGCCGAGCGACAUCGCAAGCGAGAUUUGCGAUCUCGUGGAACAGUUAUUUACGCUGAAACGGACUGCCCUUAUCCUUGCACGUGUCCUGUGAUGGGCCAGGAAGUGUGUAGGGAGUGUGAGGAGUGCCCAAGACAGCUGGGCGAGCCCUGCAGUGAGGAUAGGCCCUGUGAUAGGCAACGAGGGCUUGUGUGUCGAUACAAACAUGGCGAUUCUGAAGGUGUCUGCAGAGAAUCAACUGGGGUGCCAUGUAUCGUGCACAACAAGACCUACGAGCACGGUGAGACAUUUUCUCUGGACUGUCGCACUCAAUGCGCUUGUCAGAAUGGGACGUAUGGGUGCUCCUCUUUGUGCCCCCAAGAGCACAUUUCACCCCGUGGUAACUGCCAGCAUCCCCGUUUGGUGGAUGUUCCUGAGCAGUGCUGUCGCGAGUGGAUGUGCGAUAGCCAAACUGCAGAGCAACCCCCGGCCUGCCAGCCGGCCUUCUCCAGGUGGUCCAGCUGCAGCAGCGACUGCGGAGCCGGCCUGUCCUCCAGGAGGUCCAACUUGAACGCGCGCUGUCUUCCAGACACGGAAAUUAGGAUAUGCCAGACGAGGCGGUGCCAGGAGGCCGCUCCAACCGUUCAUCACAAGAACCAACACCAUCUCAGGCGGGGCCACGAAUGCAAGGCCACCCACCGCCUCAGCAGCGGCGUAUUCCUCCGUUUCGGGCCUUGCCGCAGCCGGAAACGCUUCCGGCCGAAAUACUGCGGCUUGUGCCCCAUCCCUGGGAUGCAGUGCGCCCCCUCAUUGAGCACCACCGUCAAGGUGGAGUUUGUCUGCGAUGGACCACAACCCGACGAAACCACUUCCGAUCUCCUGCCUGAGUAUCUCGAACCUGGGGAAGAUUUCUGGGAGGAUGCGAGUCCAUGGAAGGGUGAUAAUAAAAUUUCCCGGUUGAUAACAGUGUCAGUCCAGUGGGUGUUGAAGUGCCGCUGUGAACCAGAGGACCACGAACCGACCUCGAGUACGGGCGAGGUGAUUCUGCACCGAGUCCAUCGGACUGCCGCGCCGUGAGCACAUAUCCAAGUCUUUCAGGAGGACCAAUUUUUGUUAGAGUUGUUUGUGUGUUGAUUGGUGUGGUAGGCUUGCGGUCUGGACUACUUUUUUGUGAUAUUUCAAUUUUUAUUUUGGUGGAGCUUUCGGAUAACCGAGGCUCUAUUGGAUACACGGGCGCCGACUAUAUAGAAAUUUGGUUGCUGCUUUCAUUGAAGUCAGAAUUUUCCAAGUAUAUUAUUUAAAAUAACCUAAAUUUACAACGAGUCAACUUUUUUUACAAACCUUUUUUUUUUCUUUUUAAGUCAAAAAUAUCUUUUCUUCAUUUUGGGAUGUUUGAAAAAUUUUAUUGUCUAAAUCAGCUUACUGAUGUUUUACCUGAUUUGACUUGACUUGACUUGACUUGACCUGACUUGAUUUUUUCGAUACUAUAUUUUUUGUCAUUGUUUCAAAUGCUAAUUAUAAUUUUUGGUUAGAUUUAAAAAAUUCUAUCUACAAAUAAAAUUUUCACAAAACAAUAUGUCCAAUUUUCCAGUUUCUGACAUUUAAGAAAAUAAAAAAAUAACUUCCCUAAAAAAUUCAGACUAUAUAAAAGUUAAAAUAUUAUUGUGUUAAGCAAUGUUUCAUUUUAUCAGCAAUCCUCGUUAAAAAUCUUUGAAAUAGGUUUUUUUUCGAUAUCUUUUUCUAACUCCAAGUAUUUUUUUAAUAAAAAUAAUUCUCUACAGAAAAAUAAGUUAAAGAUGGAAAAAGAAAAACGUAAAAAGAAAUUAAAAUUUAAUUCAGCAUUAAAUUAAUUCGACAUUAAAGGCUGGUUUAUAGAAAGCGUUGUUAAAAAUUAAUUCGUUGUUAAAAGUGGACCAAUCAAAUUUGUUCAAUUUGGUCACGUGAUCACGCAUUUAAUUGCACAUUAACUUAAUGACGCUUCUAUAAACCGACCCUAAAUUGUUAUUUAAAUUGCAUUGCCAAUCGUCAAGUUAAUCUCAAAUUAAAAUUAAACUGUGUCUAAAACUAUCUAUAAACCUGCUCUAAAUUAAUCUAGAUAAGCUAAAAAAUUAAAUUUAAAACAUAUUAUAUAAUAACUCAUUAAAUUGCAUGAACUACUCGUAAAUUUUUUUUCAGUCAAAAGAAUUUUAAUUCCAAUAUACUUUUAUUCAAAUAAAAUUAUCAAUAAGAAAAUGCAGAUCUUCUUAAAUGGAACACGUUUUUAUUUUACUUUAAUAAAUAGACCAAUAUCUAGAAAUAAUUCAUUAGAGAAAAAAAUGCUUCCUGUAAUUUUUUGCAUAAAUUAACGAUUUCUUUACAAGAAAUUAAUUCUUCUUAAACAAAAAUGUAAAUUUUGAAACCUGAUUACACAGGUUAAGAAAAGUUAAUCUAAACUACAGUGUGUCCAAAAAGUCAUUAGAUCAACUCUUGCUGUGGAACUUAGAUUGAUAGAUUUUUAUUCUCUUUGAUAGACUAUCGUUUUAUUCUGUUGUGUCAAACGCGCUAGUUAUUGCAAGAAAUCAACAAACGUUCAAAAAUUUCACAGCAAGAGUUGAUCUAAACAUUUUUUGAACUCACUGUAUAACUUAUUGUCUGUUUCAAUAAUAUCUAUUACAAGUACAGAUAAAAUGAACCGAUAGUGAUAGAAUAAACGUUUCAAAAACAACAAGAACAAAAAUUUGAUAAGUGAUAAGAUAAUCCCUUGGUUCCAGCUUCUUUGAAAAUGGAAAAAGUCGGCGCCCAUGACUGUAUAACCAAACUUCCUCCUCGUAGCUAUAAAUCUAACAUUGUGGUGAUUUAUCGCUACGUAAGGCAAACAUUGUGACACGAGCUUGAUAGAUCUUUAGAUAUUAUUUCGAUGAGGCAGAGCGUUCACGAAAAAUUGUCGGGUUUCACACAUCUAGAUAAAGUACUACAUUUUAAGAAAAAAAAAAAAAAACACCCCAAGUGCACCUUCAAAGUACGGACUGAUGGUUGAAAUGUCUCCAAAAAUUCAAGUGAACACAAUCCGGCUGUGCGGCCGUGAUAAUAAUACAAUAUCUUUGAUGUAGAGUUCCAAUAGAUUCAUGUAGUGUUUAUUUUACUAAUUACGAUUUUUAGAUAUACGAACAAUAAUGUACAUUUUGAGUAUUGUAUAUAGACCACUUAUAUGCCAAUAAAGGUUAUACCAAAUUUUA
Messenger RNA from Tribolium castaneum (red flour beetle), 3418 nucleotides. RefSeq names its product Ccn (gene Ccn). NCBI's taxonomy places the organism in Eukaryota, Metazoa, Arthropoda, Insecta, Coleoptera, Tenebrionidae. Gene Ontology annotation, cellular component: extracellular matrix; extracellular region. The transcript has 7 exons. Gene Ontology annotation, molecular function: integrin binding; heparin binding. Gene Ontology annotation, biological process: cell adhesion; signal transduction. The coding region runs from base 156 to 1280 and encodes 374 amino acids. The record is from RefSeq and is a predicted model, not a curated record.